AAGUCAUGUGGAUGGAAAUAGCAGAGUGCAUCCGCCGAAGACGAAAGGUCCGAGAAAGAUGCGCGAAGAGGAGGAUGAGACCGCGGCCAAGCCGGCCAGGAACUCUCGCAUUUUGCCAACCAAGUCGGUCGACGUGGCUGAGUGUGAUGUCGGGAAGGAGCAAGCGCAGAAACUUUGCGGCUACCUAAACAAACUGGUGGGCAGGGGACCUCUGAAGGGCUUCAAAACCCGCUGGUUCUUCUACGACCCCAGAAAAUGUUAUUUAUAUUACUUUAAGACUGCUCAUGAUGCGCUACCGCUGGGGUACAUCGACAUUGCAGACGCCUGUUUUACAUAUGAUCUGGAAGGAGAAGAGGGUCAGUUCGAGAUCCGAACCGCGGGCAAGGAGUUCCUGCUGAAGGCCCCCAACAAGCAAGUGAUGCACUACUGGCUUCAACAACUUCAGCAGAAGAGAUGGGAAUUUAGUAACAAAAGAGGAUGUGGCAACCCAGACAACUACUGCUCCUCCACUCUGCUGCACCCUCAUACAGGCCUGGUGGCCAAAGAUGCAGAUGCUUUUCUGCCUGAGCAGCCCAGUGAAAGCAUGGAGAGCGUGCGCAGUGAUUUCACAGAAGAAGCUGAUGCGAAUGGUUUGGUUGGACUCCAGACUGCAAAGAACCCAACAGCACUUAAUUUUUCUCUUCGAAACUGGAGCACUGAGCUGAGAAACAGCAUGUCGUACUUGCGCCCCGGCCGGGGAGGAGAAAACAGGCGCAGUGUUUUUUACACAGCCAGUAAUGAGGAAUGGGAGCUGGUGGAAUCCCCCACUAAAGAUAUUCCAGAUCAAAAGCCUCCACCUGAGAGCCAGCGGCGUGAGAGCCCUUCACACUUACAUAGAAAUUCCAUCGGCUCGGCAUUCACAUUUGACUUCCGGAACUCGUCUCGCAUUAAGAGGUCAUUUAACUUGGGUUUGGCUAAAUCUAACCGCAGUGCAGAGACGUCGCCGGUGGAGUUUAAUGGCGGUAGGGCCUCAGAGCUGCAACUACAACUGCAGAGCCAGCAGGAGGAGCUCAACCGCAUGCAAGAGGAGCAAAGCCGCCUACAGGAGGAGCUCAUCAGUCAAAAGGAGCUGGUGCGUCUCCUCCAGCAAACUCUGAGAACUGCGCAGUGUGAGCGCUGGCCCGGGGAAAAGGAGACAGCCGGGGCAUUGGCCGAGCGCAACAGGCAGAUUCAGGACCUGUGUGGGCACAUGGAAAGACUGGCACUGGAGAAAGAAAGCCUGCAACAGGAACUAAAAAACCUAAAGCUCAAAGUUGGAGAGAUUAACGAUCAGUUAGGCAUGCUGAUGGAGACCAUCCAGGCUAAAGACGAGAUCAUCAUAAAGCUGUCGCAGCAAAGUCAAGAAGGAAACGCAGAGGCAACCGAGAGCAGCUCUCCAAUCACAAGGGACCCACAAGAGCUUAUUCACCUGCGGGACAGCCUUCAGGGCUACAAAUCCCAAAAUAAUUUUCUGAAUAAAGAAAUCCUUGAACUGACAGUAUUACGAAGAAAAGCUGAAGUUAGAGAGAAAACCCUGGAGGCAAAAUACAGUGCUUUGGAGGCUAAGCUGUGCCAGGUGGAGAGUAAGUACUUGGUGCUCCUGCAGGAGGUAAAGACUCCAGUUUGCUCCUCCUAUGAGCAGGGCCCGAGUGGAGAAGUCAUAUCCAGACUGCUGGAGGAUGCGCUGCAAGUAGAGAUGUCUGACCAGCAGGAGCACACUAUAUUCAAACCUCACCCUGUCAGUGAGUAUGAUGUGUACGGCUUCAAAACGGUUCCAGAGGAGGAGGAUGAAGAGGAGAAGCUGGUUGCCAAAGUCAGGGCUCUGGAGCUUAGGUCUCUUUCGCUGACCGACCAGGAGGUUUCAGUUGGGGUGAAGUGGGAAAACUACCUGGCUGGCACCAUGAACAGAGAGAUGGUGCGCUGUCUCGAGCUGAAAGUUUUAAUCCGCAGCGGCGUUCCUCAUGUUCAUCGUUCCAAAGUUUGGAGCUGGUGCGUCAACUUCCACGUUAAAAAGCUCCGCGAGAGCCAGCCAGCGGACUAUUAUGAGAACCUGCUGUGCACCGCGAGGGACAAACCGAACCCAGCCUCUAAGCAGAUAGAGCUGGACUUGUUGCGAACACUGCCCAAUAACAAGCACUAUUCUUCACCUUCUGCUGAAGGUAUCCAGAAACUAAGGAAUGUGCUGCUGGCUUUCUCCUGGAGAAACCCAGACAUUGGUUACUGCCAGGGACUCAACAGGCUAGCAGCCAUAGCUCUUCUGUAUUUGGAGGAAGAAGAGGCUUUCUGGUGUCUUAUCACCAUUGUGGAGGUUUUUAUGCCACGAGACUAUUACACUAAGACACUACUUGGCUCACAGGUGGACCAGCGUGUGUUUAAGGAUCUGAUGAAUGAGAAGCUGCCCAGGAUUCAUUCACAUUUUGAACAGUAUAAAGUGGAUUUCUCCCUCAUCACUUUUAACUGGUUCUUGGUGGUGUUUGUGGACAGUGUGGUCAGUGAUAUCCUCUUCAAGAUAUGGGAUGCUUUUCUUUACGAGGGCCCCAAGAUCAUAUUUCGAUAUGCUCUUGCACUCUUCAAAUGCAAAGAGGAGGAGUUUUUGAAGUUGCAGGACACCAUGUCUAUUUUUAAGUAUCUUCGAUAUUUUACACAGACAAUCCUUGAUGCAAGAAAGCUCAUGAACAUGGCUUUUGUGGACAUGAACCCAUUUCCGCUGAAGCAAAUUCAAAACCGUCGUACCUUUCACCUGGAAAAGGUUCGACUGGAGCUUACCGAGCUGGAGGCUAUACGGCAAACGUUUUUACGCGAGAGAGACAACUCCCAGGAUGGACGCUCACUCAUCAGUGAAGAUGAGGAGGACAACUAAGUCAGUGUCGAUCGGUGAUUAGAGCUGUUUGAAACAGGGAUCUGUGCCUCUUUAAUUGCUCCCACCAGUUUACAGUCAGCUACACAAUUAUUGGCACCCUUGGUGUAGACUGAUGUAGACACCUGUGUUUAAUGUGCUUGAUAAAACAAUGAAAAUGUGCAACAUAAUAGCACUGAGACUUCUCUUAUAAAUUGGUAUGAACUCCAUUAGGGUCCCUUUAAGCAAUCAUUCAAAAUGAAGCUGCUUUUUCAUACAGUAGAAUGCUGGGAAUGCAGCUCUGGUACAUCAUUUUUAUAACUGUUGUGUUAUCACUAUCAUACACAUUCCACACUUUUGUAUAUUAAUCAAAUUAUUUUUCCUGUCACUUGUUUACCUCUUUAUAUAAACUAUAUUCAUAUUACUGCUGUGCACUAUCUCAUUUGAAAUACAUUUUGCUUUUUUUAUAUACAAUGUUAUAGGUUUUGCUCAACUUCAAAUACAUUUCCUUCUGAAGCACUUAAAUCACUUUAAAUUAGAGACAUACAAUUAUAGUACAAAUUGUAGAUCAGAAAACCAAAACCAAGCAGUAUUUUUUGUCCAGUGUAUGAACUUCUUCAGAAACCCACUGAAAGAUCUUGUUUCCAGCCAUGAAUUAAAUACAGUGCCUAAACAAUGCAAAUGUUUCAUGCUGAAUUUUGAUUAGUUUGAAUUCUUAUGAGUCAGGAUUUUACAGUAUACAGUAUAUCCAGUUCUCUGCCUGUGUAUUAUAUUGACAGCUGUGUGUGGCUUUAUUUCAGGACAGUUUUGAUAAUAUACAUUUUAUUUUAGUGCAUCAUUUUCAGUUAAUGUUUACACGUGUAUUGUUCUGACAGCAAAGUUGCAUUUUGGUACAUUACAGAUAAUAAAGACUUUCAAAAAUUUUCUUUAGCAGGGAGCAGUAUCAUAUCAGUUUUAUUCAUUAUUAUACUAAGCUUUGGUUAGCUUUUUUAUUUCACGUCACAUGUUUUGUGGCUUAAUUUAGAUUACAAAUGGUAUUGAAUUUUUGAGGCCUUAUUGAUGAGGGACAUGAAAUGUCCAUGUAUUGUUUUUUUUGUUUUGUUUUUUACAUUUUUACCUUCAUUUAAAUAUACACUUUUUGUUUUUUUAGUUGAUUUGACUUUGGACAUUACUGUUUAUACCUGCAUACACAAUAUAACAUGUAUUACUUUUACAUGCAGCAGUGUUUAAUAAUUUGUCAUUAUUAUUUGUUUUAUUUUUAACUGAUUAGAUAAAAACUGAUUAGAUGGCUUUCAGUGUAUUGUAUAUUACACAUUCCAUGUGUAUUUGUACCCAAAAUUGUCUUAAAAAUAUGCCGGAAAUUUCAUUGAGUAAUGAUACAAUGCUGUGAACUUUGAGAGCUGGUCUCUCAAUGUGUCUUCAUGACAUUUUGUAGGAUUUUAUUCUGACUUAAAACUGUUAAAACUUUAAGUUUCUUCAGUAAAAACUUUGGACAUUGGCCUUACCCUUCUCUAUGACUCUCACAUAUUUCUAUUAUAUUUGGCCUACAAGUAUUAUUUACUUGUACACUUUGUUUAAAAAACAUCUAAAUUUAAGCAUUACUUAGUCCAUUUCCUUCCACUAUUGUUUAUUAAAUAAGCUGGCAUGUGAUUCUUAUUGUUGUUGCCCAACAGCUUACAGGUUUAUUAUAUACAUACAUGUAAAGCAUAUAUAUUUAAAACAUUUAAAGAUGCUUUCUGAUGUAAUCGUUUUCUGUUGUUUCACUGAUUGUUAAAUAAAUUGCCUAAGCAUACAGAAGAUCCCUGCUUCAGAGUAGUGUGUGUACAACUGAAUGUGUGUUAAGUGAGUUGAGAUUCA
Messenger RNA from Trichomycterus rosablanca, 4711 nucleotides. It is a transcript of the gene tbc1d2b, whose product is annotated as TBC1 domain family, member 2B. Lineage: Eukaryota; Metazoa; Chordata; Actinopteri; Siluriformes; Trichomycteridae. The record is from RefSeq and is a predicted model, not a curated record. The transcript is spliced from 13 exons. The coding region runs from base 59 to 2878 and encodes 939 amino acids.